Messenger RNA from Eimeria maxima, 627 nucleotides. RefSeq lists its product as hypothetical. Lineage: Eukaryota; Apicomplexa; Conoidasida; Eucoccidiorida; Eimeriidae. The record is from RefSeq and is a predicted model, not a curated record. The coding region runs from base 1 to 627 and encodes 208 amino acids. The transcript is spliced from 4 exons.
AUGGAGGUCCCCGAUCUUUCACAAAUAGACGAUGAGGAGGUGUUGACCCUUGUGCUUCUUGACUCAACGCAUCCUCAGAUCAUCGCUGCUGCAACUGAGACGAAAAAUUCUCUCUUGGUAUCGGCAAACCAGAUAUUGAAAUCCCUGGAGGGGAAGAAGGACUCGUUUGUUCGUUUCGCGAAGAACUCUGCGGAGAAUCCGCCCGAAGAGAAGGCGGUUGAAAAGAAAGUCGACGCAGAAAUCGGCAGAGAAUACGUUGAAAGUUUGUCGAAAAAGAUGAAAGCUGUCGUCGAUGCUUCUUCGAAGCUCACCUUCGAGCUUGAUGGCAUUUCAUUCCCAGUUGUGAAUCCUGUAUGGGGGACAGAGAAGAGCGUACGUCAGUCGCGGAAGUUUCUCGUUCAACUGCUGGAGGUAAGCGCAAGCCCAGCAACAUCUAACUCUCCACUUGUCGGUUCCUUUCUCUUGUUUUGCAAUGAGGGCAUUAAAACGACAUUUAAAAAUAGGCAAUUAGUAUCCAGCAACUACACAGCCACCCAUAGUUAUCGUCAGCUUCAGCGGACAAGGAGGCAGGAUGGCAAAGACUUGCUUCCUCUCAUGCUGUUAUCGUUAGAACUCUACGUGGAGUAA